Molecule: messenger RNA, 2846 nt
Organism: Paramacrobiotus metropolitanus
Lineage: Eukaryota; Metazoa; Tardigrada; Eutardigrada; Parachela; Macrobiotidae
Product: RNA-binding motif, single-stranded-interacting protein 2-like
Cellular component (GO): nucleus; ribonucleoprotein complex; cytosol
Molecular function (GO): poly(A) binding; poly(U) RNA binding; mRNA 3'-UTR binding
Source: RefSeq, a predicted model, not a curated record
ACACAGAUCGAAGAGGCUUUUACUUUUCAGAACUGAUUUUUAAUCCAGGCAAAAUGUGUCCGUAGGUUGGUGUGUGUUUGUAAAUAUCUUUAACCAUACCUAUUCAUAAUCGUAUUUUACCUUUAAAUUAUUCCCAUCCAUUUAUACUUUUACCAAAAUAGGAUAAGCACAGCGUUCUUUACAGCAUAUUCCAGCCAAGUCUUAUCUGCAGCCACCUUUUUAAACGCCGUUAAUAACAAACACACUGAUUCGAAAUUUUGCCGUGCCUUGUUAUCCAUUCGAGUUUUUAAUCGACAUCCGUUUUAUCCGUUGUUUUCAUCGUUAUCCAAAGUUAUUUCUCCAUCGUUAUUGCGGUGUGGAGAUAUCUCUUCGUCAGGGACGCACAAAACCCGUAUCUCUUCUCUCUCUCACGAGCAGUGCCCCAUCCUGAUCUGCGCGCACUGUGUCGCGAAACCAGCACACCAAAGACGAUCCAUUGCCCAUUCAGCUUUUACAUCCGUGUUCAGUUUAUAAUUCAACAUAUCCCGUGUUGUGUCAGCGUUUAAUCUAUCUCCAUCAUACGUUAAUCAGGUUUCGGUUCAGUUCCUGGAGGAUCUGCGACGGAGUGAUCCUGCUGUGUGAUCUCCGUUGAUUUUUAUCAGCUCCUGACAACCACGAUCUUCCAUUUGUUGUUGUUGUGGACGCGGGUUAUUCCGUUUAAUAGGAAUCAUCUAUUUUCAACUUUUAUAUCUCAGCUUGCCGUUUGUCGGACAGCCAAGGUCAAAUGGAAUAUCAAGCCAUAUGUGAUCCCGAGAGUUUUGGAAUGGAUCAGAAUAGUUCCGCUGGAAAUUCCCCACUAGCGGACGGAGAGAAGACCGACCUGGGCAGCCGCAGCGAUCUGACGGACGAAGAGACCAACGGAAAGAAGCCCCAAGCCAAUUCCAACCCGAACGCCGGCGGCCGCAGCCAGGGACAACAGACCACCCCGCGGAAGGCCGGCCCCCAGGCCCAAGGCCAGUGGCGCCCCAUGCAGCCCACCGGCUCCCCGCAGGGCACGGCGGGCGGCGGGAUCUCCCCCGGCCAGCCACCGCAACACCGUUUCGCCGGCAAACCCCGUCUACAAAUGGCCGGCGGACCCGGGCAGAACGUCGGCCAACAGGGACAGCAGGGCGUCGGACAGGGCCAGGGCGCCUGGCCCGGUGGGACCUUCUAUCCGCGGGCCACCCGCUUCCCGCAGCCCACCACCAUCAAUCUGAAUAACGGCCAGGGGAUUCCGCAGGGCGCCAUGGGUGUCGGAGGGUAUGCGCAGCAGGGGAAUCAGAUGACGCUGGGGAAUCCGCAGGGCGCGUAUGGAGGACCGCGGCCGAUGGGGAUGAUGCCCGGAGGAAUGGGCGGCGGGAUGGGGAUGCAGCAGGGGCUGGAGCAGUUGAGUAAGACGAAUCUGUACAUCCGCGGACUGCCGCCACAGACGUCGGACCGGGAUCUGCUGGGCAUGUGUGGAGUCUUUGGCAACAUCAACUCGACAAAGGCCAUCGUCGACAAGCAGACCAACCAGUGCAAGGGCUACGGCUUCGUGGACUUUGAGAACCCGCAGGCGGCGGAUCGGGCGUAAGAAUUGAGCGCCCGCGGGAUGCUGGUGCAGAUGGCGAAGGUGCGCAAUCCCCAGGAACAGAUGCAGCAGUUGCAGGAUGCCGACCCCACCAACCUGUACCUGGCCAAUCUGUCGCCCUACAUGACGGAGACCGAUCUGGAGGCCAUGCUGCAGCCCUAUGGGCGGGUGGUGUCCACGCGGGUCCUGCGCGAUAACAGCCACAAGAGCCGCGGUGUGGGGUUCGCGCGCAUGGAGACGAAGGAUAUUUGCGAUAAGGUUAUUGAACAUCUCAACGGGAAACUCAUUGCCGGAAGUAGUGAGCCGCUGGUGGUCAAAUUCGCGGACAGCGGCAAUCGUCGGCGCAUGCAGAAUCGUGAUCGACAGGGAUGGAAUCGCAUGGAACAGCACAUGGGCAUCGGUGGUUAUGAGCAUAUGGGCGUCGGUCAGAACGGGUUGGCGGGAUCGAUGUUGACGGGCAUCCGCUACCAGGUGCCACAAACCGCCGCCUUGGCCGGCUAUCAGCCACAGUGGCAGCCGCAGUACACUAUACUUCCGCAGCAGAUGACCCAGAUGAUGCAGGGCGUGGAGGGACAGAACGCUGGAUAUUCCAUGGCCCAACUGGCGGCUCAGAUGAGUCAGAUGGGAUUGUCCUCGCAUUACAACGCCGGCCCGUACUCGCAGUACGGCUACAACCAGAUCUACCCCGCCGGCAUGCAGAUGGCCGGCCAAGGCGGGCAGGGCGAGGAGGGCGGUCCGGGCGGCGUCCCGAUGGAGGGCGUGGCCCAUUCCAAUGUCAACAGCAUGGUCACGGGCCAGCCGCCCAACAUGGCAGUCUACACUUCCUACAAUCAGCAAAAGUAAGAACACUGGACGGACACGACGAUGGGACGAACGGAAAGAAGUUUUGCCGUGGGAUUUUUGUUGUUUUUUGCUUUUCUCUUUUUCUCUCUCUCCGUGCUUAAUGCGCCCUUGCGCCUGUUUUUGAGCGAAUUUGUUGUUAAACGAUUGAACGAGCUGCGUAUGUUUUCAUCGGCGGAGUAGUACCCGGAACGAGAACGGGAUGUUGUCGCUUGUAAUAUUUUUUGCUGAGCUGCUUUUUCUCUCCCCAUUUUUUGCAUGUAUUUAUCCGAUAUUUUUUUGAUAAUUAUGCCGUGUAUGUGCAGCGUGUCUCUGUGCGCUUUCGUGUCAUUGUGUCUGCAUGUUUUUUAGUUUUAGGAAGAUGAUGUUGCUUUGUUAGGAUGUGUCUUUAACCAAUAAAAUGCAAACUGUUACAGAA